Molecule: messenger RNA, 5779 nt
Organism: Daphnia pulex (common water flea)
Lineage: Eukaryota; Metazoa; Arthropoda; Branchiopoda; Diplostraca; Daphniidae
Gene: Usp32
Product: ubiquitin carboxyl-terminal hydrolase 32-like
Exons: 25
Coding region: 426-5099 (1557 amino acids)
Biological process (GO): protein deubiquitination
Cellular component (GO): Golgi apparatus
Molecular function (GO): cysteine-type deubiquitinase activity; calcium ion binding
Source: RefSeq, a predicted model, not a curated record
UUCGCUAAUCAGCAGGACCGUAGAACGCACUCUCAAUCUCAAGUUUUCAUCGAGCAAUUCUUCCCAAUAAUAAUUUUCUCAAAUAAAUCAAAUUUAAAAUAGAAAAGCAAUUAGAAGUAAGAAAAAUAAUAGAAAAGUGAUAGAGACUUUAUUUUAAUUCAAUGAAAAGGUAAUGUAAUCGUGGUGAGAAGAGGGUUCGAAUGGCGACAGCAAAAAAAAAUAACAGAAGGGAAUAAAGUUAUUCAAUGUCAAUGGCUUUUUAACUUGAAAGUUGUUGAAUUGGACGUUGUUGCAUUAAAUAUUUUGUUAUUGAAAUGAAUUUAUGUAUUAUGGGAUUCAAUUACUGAACGAGAUGAGAUUCUUUGAGUGAUAAUCGUUUUUUUAGGUAAGCGAUCGCCAGUGUAACUUGCAAUUUGAUCAGCGCCAUGGGUGCUAAGGAUUCUAAACCUCAAGUCCUCAGCUACGAAGAAGCCGUCAAGCGUGUGAACACUGUUGAACUCAAAAGACUCAAAGAUACAUUCAGUAAGUAUGCAACGCCAAGUGGAUUACUCCAGCAAAGUAUUUUCUUUUCUGAAAUUCUUGGUGACACAGUCCCCAACAACCUGGCUGAGCUUAUUUAUACUGCAUGGUGUGGAACUACAAAGGGUAUUACUUUCAAAGAUCUCCUGAGUGGAUUAGUCCUUCUCACUAGAGGCCAUCAGGAUGAAAAGUGUAGAUUCAUAUUCAGUCUUUAUGCUAAAGAUAUGAACAGUGUAGUGACCAAGGAUGAUGUUAUUAACUACACAACAAAGUAUUCUGAUGGAUGGAAUCUGGAAAACAUAUCCAAUUUGUUUGAUGAGGCUGAAGCAGUUAACUAUUCCAAAUUUCGUGAAUGGCUUAUUACAUAUCCUUGUGCAACAUCUCUUACUGAGUGGUUGUUGAGUGAUCCUUGCCCUAUAACACUUUCCAACGAUCUCGAGACGCCAACAUUUUACCAAACGUUAUCUGGUGUCACCCACUUAGAUGAACAAGAGAUUAUUGAUCUCGAGAAAAAAUAUUGGCAGCUGAAAAACCUAUCGUCGAAUGGGAAGUUUGAUAUUGAACUAUUUCUCUCGUUUGCUUCUGCCCCCAUCAGUUCAGUUAUUGAAGAUGACAAUUCCAAGUUUUCCAUUGCCCGUGGAUUGUUCUCUGCAUUUGAUGAAAAUUGCGACGGCCACCUGGAUUUUAAGGAAAUCGUUUGUGGAAUUUCUGCCGCCUGUCGGGGACCUUUGGUUGAGAGGAUAAAAUUUUGCUUUAAAAUUUUUGACUUCGACCGUGAUGGAGUUUUCUGUCGUUCAGAAGUUACUCAGUUGAUUGAAAGCCUGAAACAGCUUGCUGUUGAUCAAUUUCCUGAAGAUGAGAGUGACUGUGAUUCUCUCGAGGUUUCCGACAUUAUUAAAAACGAAAUGGAAUCUGUUGAUCUUGAAACAUUUCUAAUGUGGGCGGUCAACAGAAGUAGUUUGAAACACCUACUCGACAUGCUGCAUCAACUAUGUCAUGUUGUUCUUGGAUUACGCCCCGCUUCGCGCAUUGAAGAAGGGAAAUUAAUUCAAAAUUGGCUAAGACGCGAAGUUAAACGUGGCUACCGAGUGGGCGAAUUUUGGUAUCUUGUAUCAAGCAUUUGGUGGAAACAGUGGUCAGACUAUGUGACAAACCAGGACGAAUCGAUCAAAAGUGUACCAAGUAGCGCUUCUCUGAAAAAUAAUUCAUCUGAUUCUGGAAGCGACCUGAACACUGUAGUCAGACCUAGGGCCAUUGAUAAUACAUGUUUGGUAGCAACGUCGACAAUCAAGGCCACUGUCUUAACUGGAGAAGGAGGUCGACUCCGACGAGAUGUGGAAAAGGGAAAGGACUAUGAAGUAGUUCCCGAGGCAAUCUGGAAAGCAUUGUCAUCGUGGUAUGGAGGUAGCCCAGCUUUACCGAGACAGGCCGUUCAACUUACGGAUGCUGAUCCAAUUGAAUUGGAAUUAUAUCCAUUGCUGCUUCGUCUCCUAAGGCACAGCACUACUGCCAACGACAACGGACCUGCUUGGAACGGUCAAUCUUGGAACAGCAUCGUUGGAGGCUACGGUGCCGCCGCUCUUGCAGGCGGAUAUGGCUACUUUCCCUCUGCUACGCAGCAGACACCACGGCGCUAUCUGGCUUACGUCGCAGCAUUUAGUCAAUUAGCCACAGUCAGUCAGACAUACGAAUAUCUUUGCGGCCGAUUACGACUAAAAUUUGAUGAUGUUCGUUUGUGGCUAAUGAAAGACGAUCACUGUCUGGUCUUGCUGGAAGAUGAAAAUGCAACACUUGCUUCUCUUUCUUGUCGUGACAACGACCAACUUCUUAUUGAAGUGCGUAACAAAGAUUUGACAUGGCCAGAAGAAAUGGUCUCUCUCUCUGGCCAGAGUGGUGACAAAUAUCGCCAAGCCCUGCCUAGCGAGAAAGGCGCCACUGGGUUGAACAAUUUAGGCAAUACUUGUUUCAUGAACGCUUCCCUUCAGUGCGUAAGCAAUACGCAAGCUCUAACCCAAUACUUCACCUCAAGUAUGCAUCUUCUGGAACUCAAUAGAGAUAACCCCCUUGGAAUGAAAGGCAAUAUCGCAAAGGAUUACGGAGACUUGAUUCGUGACAUUUGGAAAGGAAGAUCUCGCACGAUUGCCCCGCUUCGCUUACGGUGGACGAUUGGUAAAUACGCUCCGAGAUUCAACGGUUAUCAGCAACACGAUGCUCAGGAGCUUUUGGCAUUCCUGCUCGACGGUCUUCACGAAGAUUUGAAUCGAGUUCAUGAUAAGCCAUACGUGGAAUUAAGCGACAGUGAAGGACGCCCGGAUAUUGUUGUAGCCCAAGAGGCGUGGGAGAACCAUCUUUUGCGAAACCGUUCGAUUGUUGUAGAGCUCUUCCAUGGACAACUGAAAUCGAAAGUAACAUGCGGAGUGUGUCAGCGUGAAAGCGUACGCUUUGACCCAUUCAAUUACUUGUCACUACCUCUACCUCUCGAAAGUUACGUUCAUGUCGAAGUUGUUGUGGUUCGUUUGGACGGAUCAGUUCCAGUAAAAUAUGGUCUUCGUUUGCCGAUGGAUGCCACUUAUCUGCUACUUAAAGAAAGACUCGCCGCUUUGUGCCAGGUCUCCUACGAUCAUCUUUUACUUGCAGAAGUAUCAGGGGCAAUGAUUAAGAGCUUUCCGGGGGUUAGCAACAAGGUUCGACCUACGUCUGGCUUUGCCUUAUUCGCGUAUCAAGUGCUGAACUCUUCUGAGGUCAUCCAUCUUCUUCCCACAAAUGGUGGCCAUAUCGGCCUUGUAGACGGCGAAGAAGGUGCCAAAGAUCAGUCCAGUCCGAACAACAACAAACUAGCUGAUCAUUCCAAUAACCAAGCAGCGAAAGUCUUUCAUAUCAAAGAGGGCGGCAACACAAACACCAGCUCGGAGAAUGGUUCGUCAACCGUCGGACAGGAAUCCCUGCCACCACGGUCACCUGCUGAUCGUCCAACAACAAACGGUGGAACCAAUGAAGACCGAAACGGUGGUGAUCGCUCUAGUUUGGCCAGCACGAGCAGUGGCAGCGGUGGUUUGGGCAGCCCAGUUAGUCUCACGAGUAAUAACAGUAGCGCUCAAGAACUAAACGGCGCUCUGGGAAUGGGAGCCUCUUUUCUGGUCGUCUACCAUCGAAAAAUGAUACGACAAGAUCUCUAUUUCGUCUCUCCACACAAAACGCGGCCUAGUCUCUUCGGUCUACCACUAUUGGUCCCUUUAGCAUGGACUACGGAUGGGGUUUCAUCUCAUCCAGGAGACGAAAGCAGCAAAGUGUUAUUGCUACAGACCACGAGUCAAGACUUGUAUAGAUGUGUGUGGACACUGGUCUCUCGACUGGUCUCGCCUUCUCCACCAACUGAUAGUGGCACUCUUCCGAAUCACGCCCAUGACUGCGAUGACAGUCUGGGCUACGAGUUCCCUUUCACUCUAAAAGUUGUCCAGGCCAAUGGAAUCCAUUGUGGCCUGUGCCCGUGGACCAAAUUCUGUAAAGGAUGCCCGCUGCCACCGACACCUGACCCUCUACCGAACGGUAGUGAGACCAAUUCGCCAGCAGUCGAAGGCGUCCUUAAUUACUGUAUCGCCGUUGACUGGGAGCCGACGGCCCUUCAUCUUCGCUAUCAAACAUCGCUUGAAAAGGUUUUUGACGAAGAUCCCAGCGUAGCUAAAGCGGUUCAUCAACAAACUGAACCAGUCAGUUUAGAACAGUGUUUGCAAGCUUUCACACGAGAGGAACAGCUUUCAGGUGACGAAAAAUAUUACUGUCCAAAAUGUGCCACUCAUCAGCCAGCUACUAAAAAACUACAAAUAUGGAGACUUCCUCCAAUUCUGAUUGUUCAUCUGAAACGUUUCCAGUUUGUAAAUCAUCGUUGGAUUAAGUCUCACAAGGCCGUUCAAUUUCCACAUAACAACUUGGAUUUCACUGAGUUUUUAGCAGCUAUUCCUAGCGAAACGCUAGUCCGUCACCGCCAAAAAGUUGCUUCUUCCACACCUCCCAACGGGAUCGUCGACUCUGCUAACGACGAAUCUAAUGGUGAUGAUAUGAAUCCUAAGCUUUCCACUUCGUCCACUUCAUAUUCCAACGGGCAUCCACCAAAUCUUUCGGAAGUGAUCAACGGCAAUGAAUCGACUCGCAAACGACUCGAGUCCACCUCGCUAAUGACUCAUCCAGUUCACGACGAGGAUCUUAUAGACUUUCAUCAACAUCGACUUCUACCAGGAUACAAUAAGCUGGACAUAACCUACAGCCUUUACGCCGCUGUGUGUCAUUCUGGAAUCAUGGGAGGAGGUCACUAUAUUUCUUAUGCCAAAAAUCCUAACGGUAAAUGGUUCUACUACAACGACUCAACAUGCAAGGAAUCAUCGGCCAAUCAAAUCGAAGGACAGACAGCCUACAUGUUGUUUUUUGAAAGAGAUGGAAUUGACAUGAAGGCGUAUCUUCCCAAAUUACGGGAGCCGAGUACCAGUUCAGCCGAGAGCGCAAAUAGUGACUCUACUGCAGGGAAAGGGACACCGGCAGUGAUUGGAUUGGAAGAAGAAGAUGGCAAAAAGUGCUGCAUCAUGUGAUGCAUUAUUGACCUAUUUAGCCCUAAUAUUCCAGUCUUAAGUAUCGAGUUUCACCUCAGAGCGAAAUAGGCAUGAUCGCGCUCUAGUCACUCGCAAAGGUCAAACAUUUCAACCAGUAAGUGGUUUGUAUGAUUGAUUCUCGAGGUGCCAUGCACCAUCAUAACUAUCUCUGUCGAAAAAUGUGUCGGUAGGAUAGUGCAAGUCCAUAUGUAGUUGUCUGUAAUGUUAUCUUUUCCCCCCUCUGUUAUGAAUGUUAUUAUUGAUUUGAUUUUGGCCGAUAGUCGUUGCUUAUUGUUUUCUUGUGCCUUUGUUCCCAGUUUACCAAAACUCGUGUUAACAUAUAUAUCGCGGUGCACUCGUGAAAAUUCGCAAACAGGUACGAACGUGGACAUUUAACUGUGGGCAUUAUUUCUUUUAUAUUCAAACAAUUUUGCUACAGUGACACGCAAGCAACUGACUUCAUUCCAGUUUGUAAUGCUCCAUUAAGUCCAUUUCAAAUGUUUUGCUUUGUGGGACGUAGGUAUUUUCGGAUACGUCUGCGGCCCGUGUGUCUUUUUCUUGCUCUGUAAAAUCAAUGCAUGUAUAGCGUUUCAUUCUUUAAAAAUAUUCCGUGAUUUUACGCGUCUUGUGCAAUUUAAAAUAUAAAUGAUGCGUAAAUAUAUAUGUACACCUUCUGAUAA